AAAAAGGGGGGGGGGUCACAACAAAUAACAAUUUCUACUCUAAACCCCUCUUCGCUCUCUGUCUUUUCUUUCAGUUCUAAAACCCUAAUACUGAAAAUUCGCUAAAAACAAUGGCGGAGCCGAGUCAACUCAGUCAGUACAUUGAAUCGUUUGUUGAUUCGUCUCGUUCUCCGACUCAGCAGGCUGCAAGUUUGGAGGCCAUUGCUUCAUUGUUGAAGAAUAAUCAGUUAACAAUUGAAACACUGGUUAGAGAGAUGGAAGGAUAUUUGACCACCGUGGACAACAUUAUUCGUGCAAGAGGCAUCCUCCUUCUUGGAGAAGUUCUUGUGCGCCUUGCAACAAAGCCAUUGGAUGAUGCUACUAUUCGUAGCUUGAUAGGAUUUUUCACGGACAGAUUGGCAGACUGGAGAGCUUUACGGGGAGCGCUUGUUGGCUGUUUGGCCCUGAUGAGAAGGAAAAGCAGUGGUGGUAUGGUCAGUGGAAGUGAUGCAAAAGCAGUUGCAGAGUCCUAUUUACAGAACCUACAAGUACAGUCUCUUGGCCAAUAUGAACGGAAGCUUAGCUUUGAACUUAUGGAAUGCCUGCUAGAACGCUACCCCAAUGCUGUUGCUUCACUUGGUGAUACCCUUAUAUAUGGAAUCUGUGAAUCUGUUGACGGAGAAAAGGAUCCUCACUGUUUGAUGUUAACAUUUCACAUUAUUGAGGUUCUAUCGCGACUAUUCCCUGAUCCAUCUGAUGCCCUUGCUGGAUUUGCUCACGAACUUUUUGAGAUUUUGGGCUGUUAUUUUCCCAUUCAUUUCACUCAUCAAAAAGAUGAAGAUAUGACUAUCAAAAGGGAUGAUCUCGCAAGAGCAUUGAUGCUAGCAUUUUCAUCCACACCACUUUUUGAGCCAUAUGCCAUUCCAUUACUACUUGAAAAGCUUUCAUCUUCACUUCCAUCAGCAAAGCUUGAUUCUUUGAGGUAUCUAACUGAUUGCACAAUGAAGUAUGGAGCAGACAGAAUGGCAAAACACAUUGAAGCUAUUUGGUCUUCAUUAAAAGAAGCAAUAUUUACUUCACUUGACAGUGUUUUAUUGUUUACUCCAGAAUCCCUUGAAGGUUCAGAUCUUCCAAAAAAUGAAAUUGCAGCAGAGGCUCUUAGUCUUUUACAGAAGCAUAUUGUGCAGAACACAAAAUUGUUUUUGGAUUUAAUUGUUGGUGACGAAGACAUAAGUAUGAUCUUCAAUACGAUAUCUUAUUAUAAGAAUUACCACGAAAUUCCUUUAGAGAGGAAGCAGAGACUGAAUGCAGUUGGUCGUGUCUUUUUUACUACUGCUAAGGCCUCACAAGUGUCAUGCAAUAGAGUUUUUGAAUGUUUCUUCAGCCAAUUGAUGGAUAUUCUGGGUCUUUCUGCUAGAAACUCAUCUGGACAACCAUAUUUUGAUGAGAGUAUUUUGAUUUCCAAAAGAUGUAAUCACGGAGCUCUCUAUCUUAGCAUUGAGAUCCUUUCAGCAUGCCGAGAUAUGAUUGCUAGUUCUGAAACAAUCCUAGCAGCUACUUCUCAUACAGAAGAAACAUGGAAGCAUUUGCUUCAAAGCUUUUCUCCUGCACUUACUAUGGGCUUCUGUUCUGCCUUCAUUUGCAGUAGUGAAGGUACUCAUGAUGCCGCUACAUACAUUGGAGUAAAGGGGUUGCUGAUUUUGGCUACCUUCCCUGGAGGCUAUUCGCUGAUUUCAAAAACUGUGUUUGAGAAGAUCUUAGUUACAUUUGUAUCCAUUAUUAAUGAGGAGUAUAGCAAGAGACUAUCAUGGAAACUGGCACUUAAAGCACUGGUGGAGAUUGGCUCAUUUAUAGAAAGAUACCAUGAAUCUGAAAAGGAAUCAAGCUAUAUGGACAUUGUUGUUGAAAAAAUUCUUUCAUUGGCUUUUGUGGGAGAUUUUGGCAUACCGUUUCCGCUUAGACUGGAAGCACUCUCAGACAUUGGCACAAGUGGGCGAAGUUAUAUGCUGAAAGUUGUUCAAGGGUUGGAAGAAGCCAUAUAUGCCAAUUUAUAUGAGGUUUAUGUCCAUGGAAGUACAAAUUCAGCAGAAAUUGUUACUCACCUUUUGAAAUGCUAUUCUGAUAAGGUGAUUCCAUGGAUACGUUGUGAAAAGGGUUUUGAAGAAGUUCUAUUGCAAUUUGCUAUUAAUAUUUGGAACCAAAUUGAGAGUAGCAUGCACUUCAAUGCUAGUCAAACCAACAAAAAGGGAGUUCUUGAUGUGAUGAUGAAAGCAAUGAAACUUGCUGUUGCAAAUUGUUCGGAGGAAAAGCAAAACAUAAUUGUGCAAAAGAGUUACAAUAUACUUUCAUCAAGCAUUUCUUUUCCAUUGGAGGAGCUGUUGCUGCAGGAAAGGUUUCAAAUUGCUCAAGAAGUGGAUAAUAGUUCCAGUAGAGAUGAAUGGGUUCUUUCACUUUUUGCUGCAGUGACUAUAGCAGUUCAUCCUCAAACCCACAUUCCGAAUACAAGAUCAAUAGUUUCUCUGUUCAUGACAACCCUUCUCAAGGGUAAUGUUGUAGCAGCCCAAGCAUUGGGCUCUAUGGUUAACAAAUUGGAUCUAAAAUCCACGAGUGGACAAACUUCAAGUGAUUGUACCUUGGAGGAAGCAAUGGAUAUAAUACUAAACUUGAGUUUGUGGAUUUUCGACAAGAAUAGCUCCUCCAGUAUUCAAUCCAAAAUGAUCAGUGUCCAUGAUACAGCUUUAAAUGAUUUAUCUAAUGGUGUUGGAAGUUGUACCUCCCUUCAAAUUCAUGCCAUUUUGGGACUUGCAUGGAUAGGAAAAGGUUUGCUUAUGCGGGGCCAUGAAAAGGUUAAUGACAUUACUAUGAUCUUUUUACAGUGUUUACAGUCAAGUGGAAGAGCAGGUAUAUCUCAUCAGGAAAAGAGUAUCUCGGAGAACAAUUAUAAGCUUGAUUUGCAUAAUUCUGUGAUGAAAACUGCAGCAGAUGCGUUUCAGAUCCUUAUAGGUGACUGUGAACAGUGUUUGAAUCGGGAAUUCCAUGCAAUAAUACGACCUCUAUAUAAGCAACGAUUUUUCUCAGCAAUAAUGCCUGUUUUGCAAUCUCUAGUUAUGAAAUUGGAACCACUCUCAAGGUCUUUUCUAUUUCGGGCUUCUGCACAUGUUAUUAUAGAUACUCCACUAAUUGUUGUCUUAAGUGACACCAAGAAGAUAAUUCCAAUGCUACUGGAUGGUUUAUCGGCAUUAAGCAAUGAUGUUGUGGAUAAAGAAGUUCUUUAUGGUCUUCUACUGGUCAUGUCUGGAAUAUUGAUGGACAAAAAUGGUCAAGAAGCUGUUUCUGAUAGUGCGCAUACAGUUGUCAAUUGUCUCGUUGAUCUUACACGAUACCCUCAUAUGACGCUUGUUCGUGAGACAGCCGUGCAGUGUCUCAUUGCCAUUUCUGGGCUAUCCCAUGCAAGGAUUUAUCCAAUGAGAACGCAGGUACUACAAGCUGUAAUAAAGGCUCUUGAUGAUCCGAAGAGAGCUGUCCGUCGUGAAGCUGUCCGAUGCAGACAAGCAUGGGCAUCAAUUGCAUCAAGAAGUCUCCAUUUCUAAUUCCUUCCAUAGCUUUAGCCAGGUACAGUAAAUAUUUCUCUACAUAUUCUUUAUGAUCAUUUGGCACGGUUAAGAAAAACUGUCUUUGAACUUUUUAACAUUUACAAGACAUUUUUGUAAUUAAUUAAAAAUGUAAAAUUGCUUGUUCAUACCUCAUAUUGUACAAAAUUUAAAUUUAUGUUUUAUGCAUUUAUUAACUGGAUACAGGUAGAUUGGUGGUAUAUUUAUAGCUUGAAAGGCACAGGCCUGUAAUAAAAAUAGUUGUGGCA
Molecule: messenger RNA, 3838 nt
Organism: Gossypium arboreum
Lineage: Eukaryota; Viridiplantae; Streptophyta; Magnoliopsida; Malvales; Malvaceae
Product: MMS19 nucleotide excision repair protein homolog
Exons: 21
Coding region: 111-3569 (1152 amino acids)
Biological process (GO): iron-sulfur cluster assembly
Cellular component (GO): cytosolic [4Fe-4S] assembly targeting complex
Source: RefSeq, a predicted model, not a curated record